AUGGCGGUGAGCAAUGGCGGAUCCGGUAAGGGUCUGAUCGUCAGUUUCGGCGAGAUGCUGAUCGACUUCGUGCCGACGGUCUCCGGCGUGUCCCUGGCGGAGGCGCCGGGGUUCCUCAAGGCGCCCGGCGGAGCUCCGGCCAAUGUCGCCAUAGCCGUGGCCAGGCUUGGCGGGAGGUCCGCUUUCGUCGGCAAGCUUGGGGACGACGAUUUCGGUCACAUGCUCGCCGGGAUCCUGAAGGACAACGGCGUCUGCGCCGACGGCGUCAACUUCGACAAGGGCGCGCGGACGGCUCUGGCGUUCGUGACACUGCGCGCCGACGGCGAGCGCGAGUUCAUGUUCUACAGGAACCCCAGCGCCGACAUGCUUCUCACCCCAGAUGAGUUGAAUCUGGGAGUGAUUAGAUCUGCAAAGCUGUUUCACUAUGGAUCAAUAAGCUUGAUAGUGGAGCCGUGCAGAUCGGCACAUUUGAAGGCAAUGGACGAGGCCAAGGCGGCUGGUGCCCUGCUAUCGUACGAUCCCAACCUUCGUCUGCCAUUGUGGCCAUCGGCUGAGUACGCAAAGGAGCAGAUUAUGAGCAUUUGGAGCAAAGCUGAUAUCAUAAAGAUUAGCGAUGUAGAGCUCGAGUUCUUAACCGGGAGCAACAAGAUUGACGACGAGUCGGCCCUCUCCCUGUGGCACUCCAACUUACAGCUCCUCCUAGUCACUCUUGGUGACAAAGGCUGUAAAUAUUACACCAAGAACUUUCGGGGAUCGAUUUGUGGGCAUCCCGUGAAGACUGUAGAUACAACUGGAGCUGGUGACUCUUUUGUGGGAGCCCUACUCGGCAAGAUUGUUGAUGACCAUGCCUUAAUCCACGAUGAGGUUAGAUUGAAGGAAGCAUUGAAAUAUGCAUGUGCUUGUGGAGCCAUAACCACGACCAAAAAGGGUGCAAUUCCAGCUCUUCCCACACAUGAUGAAGUUCUUACCCUCUUCAAUGGAGCAAAAUAG
Striga hermonthica is the source of this 990-nucleotide messenger RNA. The record is from the annotation of a GenBank genome assembly. NCBI's taxonomy places the organism in Eukaryota, Viridiplantae, Streptophyta, Magnoliopsida, Lamiales, Orobanchaceae.